CAGACGUCAGACGCACGUGAAGCUGAGAAGAGGUGAACCAGUGAGAAGGUGAGAAAGAAAGAAUUGGUCCGCGCAAUGAUCGCCAAAACCACACGCAACGCAACACAACACAACACAUCUUGCCACACAAAACCUUGCCACUUCUCUUGCGCAUGUCCAGUUGAUCAACUAACUGAGCUUUGAGAGGCAGAGCUCUUCAUUUCUGUUGCUGGUACUUCUGUUGCUCUUCUUUGCCAGAUCAAGUCAAGGAAUUUGCUUCCUUUGGAUAUUUUUUGUUGUCGUGAAUUGGAUCACCAUGAUUAUUGCCGUCGAGGAAAAUCCCUUUCACAAUCCUAUCAAUCGCACUCGACCCAUGACAUCUCAGGAUGCCCAAGCAAAUUCAGAUUUUGCCAGAAACACCAAGAGACGAUGCAAUGGCUUUAGCGACACUAAUAAUAUUGAAAAUGCCAUGAUUGUUUCUCGCGACUGUUACGAUCAAGUCAUGGCGUGUGCUGAUUCGGCCGUUCCCUUUCAUCAAGAUUGGUUCUACCAAGUGCCGCACAUGACCAAGGAACGGCUCUUGCAGCAGCAUCAGCCCAUACAACAAGAGGACUCUCUCGAAUCCCUCGACGGACAGCUCCAACAAGUCAAGCGUCGGUUUGGUCCCGCCGCGGAACGAUGUGCCGAUGCCGUUCAUCAAUCGGGAUUGUUCCAGACACAACCCCAUCAAGAAUUCGAAUUGGCACGACGGGCAUGCAAUCCGUAUGAAGUCCUGGGAGAAACCAGACAGGGUGGACUCAAUCACGGACUCUUUCUCAACCGAUCCGCCAUCAAAUUGGCCAAUAUUGACGCUCAAUUGGACUUUGGAUUAUUGUUGCAUUCUAGUAACAACAACAACAAUUUGCCAUUUACAUUUGUCGACUUGUGCGCUGCUCCCGGUGGAUUUAGUGAAUACAUUCUACGACGGUUCUGUCACAACAUUACUACCCAACAACAACAAGGACAGCAACAACAAUCGUGUCGGGGAUUUGGCAUGUCGCUGCAGGGAAACAACGAACAAGGACAUGGGACGGAAUGGAAAUUGAGUGACGGACCCAUUCUCCUCGGGCGCAAUCAGAAUGGACCGUCCGUCCACUAUCACAUUUGCACCGGAGCCGAUGGAACCGGCGAUAUCUUUCAAUGGCACAAUGUGCAAGCUCUCCAACAAAUGAUUGCCAAACACACAAAGCAACAACAGCAACCACUCGUCCAUCUCGUCUUGGCCGAUGGCGGCGUCGAUGCCCAACGCAACGUGGCACAUCCCGAAGGAGAAACGCAAAAAUUGGUCGUCUGUCAGACCGCGGCGGCCUUGAGUAUGCUACAACCCGGAGGACGAUUCAUUUUGAAAUUGUUAUCGUGUCAAACUACACCCGUCUUGCAAUCCGUCCUGCACGAAUUGCUCUUGUGCUUUGAUUCCAUCGCCGUACUCAAACCCAUUAGCAGUCGUCCCGCAUCGGCCGAACGAUACUUGGUGUGCUCGGGAUUUCAGGGCAACAAUAACAACAACAAUAAUGAUCCCUUUGAUGGUCCUCGUUGGAUCAGCCGCGUCUUGUUGGGACAACGACCAGUUCCACCGGCAUUGGUGCAGUGGUUGGCACGGAUUGAUCGAGAUAUGAUUCAUCUCAAUCUCAAGGCGUGUUUCAAAAUGUUGUCCCAUCUUGAAUCCAAAACCAUUCGAUUGGCCAGUGACAAGGCCGCCGAACGGCAUGGAGCCGUCAUGGCAGAUACCGCCACUUGCAUGGAACAAGAUGACGAUGACGAAGCGUGGAUUGCACAAGGGUAUCAGAUCUAUCAAGAACAAAAGGGACAACACAGCAAUCUUCAUCAACUCUAUUACGAACAACAGUCUUCGUCCAAUGUCAAUGUCGAAGACUAUCGCAUGGCGUGGAGAUUGUUUUGAUUCAUUCAGCAAGUACAUAGUCAACGGCAAUCUACAGCACUGCGACGCUACCGACAGCGAGAGUCGAGUCACAGAGUCACAGAGACACCACUACGGUACAUUUUUGAGCAAGAGAAAACGAUCCAGCGGGAGGCCGUUCGAGCAAGGGCUACGAUACAAAACUACAAAACGCAGACAACAAUAAAGUAAAAACGGAAUCUAUAUAUUG
Molecule: messenger RNA, 2126 nt
Organism: Seminavis robusta
Lineage: Eukaryota; Bacillariophyta; Bacillariophyceae; Naviculales; Naviculaceae
Source: the annotation of a GenBank genome assembly